Messenger RNA from Xiphophorus maculatus (southern platyfish), 2378 nucleotides. RefSeq lists its product as uncharacterized. The record is from RefSeq and is a predicted model, not a curated record. The transcript has 6 exons. Gene Ontology annotation, biological process: cell surface receptor signaling pathway. NCBI's taxonomy places the organism in Eukaryota, Metazoa, Chordata, Actinopteri, Cyprinodontiformes, Poeciliidae. Gene Ontology annotation, molecular function: transmembrane signaling receptor activity. Bases 76 to 1113 code for a protein of 345 amino acids.
GCAGAUGUGACAUGUAACUCGGCUGCUGUCUCCGUCUCAGCUUCCUGUUCAGGCAUCAGAUGAUGUCAUUAGGUGAUGUCAUCAGACAUGAGGACUCCGUCUGUCUGCUUGGCGAUUGGUCUUCUGCUGACAGUUGGACCGACCGUCUCUGCAGUGUCUCUGAGGGUGAGUCCAGACCUGCAGCAGUUCUUCAGGGACCAGUCAGUGAAUCUCAGCUGUGAGGACCCGUUAGACUCUGUUGGUUUGGUGGUGAAGAAGAUGACAGGAGGUCCAUCAGCGUCCUGCGGUGUGGACUUUGGGAGGUUGUCUUCUCCUUCCUCCUGUUGUCUUUGGGCUCACCAGGAUUUCUCUGGGUCGUACUGGUGUGAGACCAGAACCGGAGUCUGGAGCGACCGGGUCAACAUCACAGCCUCAGGUACAGAACCUCUGAUCUGCUCUGAAUAUUUCAGAUGGACUUCAGCUUCACUCCGUUUCUGUUCCUCAGAUAAACGUCUGAUCCUGCAGAUCCCUGCACUUCCUGUACGAACAGGAAGUGAUGUCACUCUGAACUGCACAGGAAAGAACCAACGCGCCGUCGCUGCGUACUUCUUCUUCAAUGGGCAUCUGGUUGGUUCUGAUCUCAGAGAGAACCUUGUCCUCCAGAACCUCCAACCGUCUGAUGAAGGUUCCUACUGGUGCUCUACUGAUGAGUUUGGGUCGUCCCUUAAGAGCCUGCUGAGGGUCAGAGGUUCUCCAACCCCAAAUACCUUUUGGUCCUCUCCUGCCGUCCACCAGUCCUCCCUGUCUCCUCCAUCCAACUCCUCCAUCCUCAUCCCAGUCCUAUCAACAGCAGGUUCUCUAGUUUCUCUGGUUCUGGUCGUUUUGCUGUUUCUGCUGGUUCUACUGGUUCUGGUGGUGUCUCUGGGUCCAUGGAAACAUCAGGAAGGCAGGAAGCAGCAAUGUCUUCCAGGUGGCGCCACCUCAACCCAGGUCGUCUUCAGACCUUCAGCCAAUGGGAUUCCAUUCAGACGUUCACAUGACUGUCCCGUCCAAUCAGAGAUGACCUCCUGCAGAUACAGCUGCAGUCCCUCUGGUGAAGCUCAGGUGUUUGGUUCCUCAGGUUUUCAUAUCUAAUAAUAAAUCUGUUCUGAUAUCCAUCCAGAGAUGUUUCUGGAUGGUUUAUAAACCAGUUUAAGACUCAUUUACUGAUUGAAUGAACACAAAGAAAUAAAAGAAAAAUGAAUGAAAAAUGAGUUUGUUUUUAUUCCAUUCAAACUGUUGAAGAAAAAGAGGAGAAGGAACCAUAAAUAGCCUGGACUUUUAUAUAGGCCAUCACAGCUCAGCGCUGCUCUGAACAUGUGGCGAAGGCAGGAAAUCUGAGGGCAGGAAUUAGGUGAGGUCACAUGUUGACAUGUCAGUGUGAUGAGCUCUGGCCUGCGUGAGCUUUAUGUGGAAGUUAUUCCUCCUGCAUGGUCAGAUUAUGAGGUUUGGCCACGCCCACAUGCUGUGGUGCAGCCAAAAGAUUUUUGAUCACUUUUGACCUCAAGACUGCUGAGUGAUUCUGAAGUCUGCAUAUCAAAAGUUAUAGGAGAAGUUCACUCAGAUAUGACGUAUAAACAAAGACAAAAUGGCAGCUUUGAUACAAAAUGGUUGACUUCCUGUGGGGUUAUCCAAGACUCCAAGAGAUUUUAUUAGGUGGUCCUGAUAAGAUACACAUGUAGCAAAUUUCAUACUCCUUGGUCUGAUGUUUUAAUGCUCCUAGGAGGUGCUGUGGAGGUAUUAAGCCACGCCCACCAAAUAUUUGGCUCAAUAUCUUUUGGGAGCUCGGCCGUGAUUGAUCAUAUUGAAUUUUAUGCAAUCUAGAUAUCUGAACUACAGUUCAAGUAAGUUUAUGUUAACCGAGUCAAGAUGGUGAAAUAUGGACCUGUUUUCAGGGGGCUGGGCCUGAGUGAUCUAUUUGACCAUUGAGUCUUGUCAAUGAACUGGUGAGGACCAGUCAAAGCAGGUUUCAUGUUUUUGAGCCUUUCUGAGAAGUAUUAAUGGGAACGUUUACUUUUUUAGUGUGUAGUCAAAGUUCAAGUCCAGGCCACGCCCCUUCAACAUGCACAAGAAGUCACAAUUUUGGUAACUUUAGAUCCUCCAUGUCUUUUAUAAGCAAAGUCACCAAGUUUGAAAUUGAUUGAUCAAAAUCUCUAGGAAGAGUUUGAUCAAAUACAGAAGCUAAAGAAAAAUCAGAACUUGAAUCCAAGAUGGCAGACUUCAUGUUUUAUGUAGAGCAUCGGUGCCAAAGAGUUUUCUGUGGGUCUUCGGGAGUUCUAUGUGUUACCAAAUGUCAUAGCUCUAUGAUAAAGUGGGCUCAAAGCUGAGGUUGCCAGGAGGCUCUGCUGAGAUAUUUCUGU